Colossoma macropomum (tambaqui) is the source of this 7362-nucleotide messenger RNA. RefSeq lists its product as uncharacterized. The coding region runs from base 578 to 3883 and encodes 1101 amino acids. The transcript has 9 exons. NCBI's taxonomy places the organism in Eukaryota, Metazoa, Chordata, Actinopteri, Characiformes, Serrasalmidae. The record is from RefSeq and is a predicted model, not a curated record.
UGAAGUUGUGACAAUGUUGUGACAACCUUGUUCAGACAACGUAAACAGCACCACCUUUUGACAACGUUUUUCACAAUAUAUCUAUUCCCUAUCUUGUUUUGUAUACUUUCCUUUUAAUAAAAAUAAUAAUAAUAACCUGUCACCGAGCAUCCAAUAAACUGCGAGUAACCAACCACCUCCAACCAAUGGCGCGCAGCUACACGCAGACAGGACGCUGGACGGAAGUAGAUGCAGCAUAUUAUUUGGCGUCACUCAUAUGUGCAGCGGCCUAACCUUGGAUGAAAAUUCAAAUGUAUUCUAUUCACAUAUGGCUAAAUAAUUAACGACAAAAAGAUAAAUAGUAAUACCGUUACGGGAGAAGCAAGGAUUUGUGAUUUUAGCGUAGUAAAAUACCCAUUCAUCGCUCGUGAAUCCCUUAGCUUACCGGAAACUAUUAUUGGAAGCUUUUAGGAUUCGUAUCCAGCCAAACACAGGGAUGGAACAAGAAGUAACGAAAUUAAGAAAACUCUCCUUUUGUUGUUGCUAGACGUCUCAUUAGUACGGAAACUCGUUUACGUAUUGGUAGCACGUUCUUGUGAUGAUGCUGUCCAAUCCCCUGACUGACCCAAAAGGCACACAGCAGGUGCCUACAUCUGGAACUGGUCCACACCCACAGCCCACACUCUAUCAAGACCUAUUACUUAGGAAUUGCAGAGACACUAGAAGGAGAAACUGUGGAUCAGAUGAGAAAAUGCUGUACUCAAUUCCAGAAGAUCAAACACAAGAUAAGGACCCUCUUUUCCUGGACACUGAUGGAAAGCGUACACAGAUGUCUUCAGAGCUGAAAGGAAGUGCCUUGGGAAUCAGUCCUGGACAGAGCAACACCUAUUUUCAAGCUGCCCCAGAGGAAGUGGGCAUUUUCAAAGCUAGAGGAUGGGAACCACCUCCCACCUUCCCACCUGCUCCUCCUGCAGGCCCAACAGGAGAACAACUGGGUGCUCUGGAGAGGUUCCUCGUGGCCCAUCAAACAGAGAUGAAGCGCUUGUUGGCAGGUGCCCUGGGUUCCCUGACCCAGAGGUUAGAAGGAGUUGAGCGCAGGAUGGAGCAGCUGCAUGCUCAGAGCAGUGCACAUGGAAACAGCCUAGCUGUGCUUCACAGCAAAGUUAACCAUCUCAGAAAAGAUAUCUCUAUUGGAUAUUCAAGUACACUGUCAACACACAAUGUGGUCCCUGCCUGUGCUUAUGAAAAAGGCUCAGAUAAGUCAAAGGAAGACAGGGAAACGUCUACAGUCUCCUCACAGAGAUCCAACUGUGUUACCUGUACAACUGCUCCUAAAGGAAGUAAGAACAUUGUGCGUUCACAGACAGCAAUGGUCUCUUCUACAUACAGUUCUGAUCCUGAUUGUAACACUCAGGGGCUGAACUCCUUAGGCCUCAGUGGAAGCUCAUCCCAACAGGAGGAAAAAUCCUCAAGUCAGAGUGAGCGUUUGCAGGGUAACUACUCUCCUGUUUCAGAUUUUCAGGACCUGGAGAUGGAAUUGGAAAACAAGGGCUCAGAUGAGAGAAAGAAAGACACUGAAAUUUCUACACUCUUCUCACAGAAAUCAAGGUCUGUUACCUGUACAGUUGCCCCUGAAGGAAAUAAGGACAUUGUGUCAUAUAGUCCUGAUCAUAAAACCCAGUGUUUGAGCUCCUUAGGGCUCAGUGGAACCUCGCCUGGACAGAUGGAAACAUCUUCAGGACAGAGUGGAAGCUUCCAGGAUAACUACUCACUUACUUCAGACUUUCAAGACCUGCAAGAUGAGAAGAGACAGGUUGCUUUGACAUUAAACAAUUCUGUGCUAAGUAAGUCAAACAAAAGUGUGCCAGCGUGUUUUCUAAAGCUUCACUUCCCUGAAGGCUCAGAGCCAGGGCCACCAUGUCAGUGUGAUGAACGGUAUGUUGCAUCCAGUCAGUGUUCAUGGACAGUGGCACAACCUGAGUUACCGUCCUUGACUGCUGUGGUUGGAUGUUCAAAAUGUGAGCCAGCCAGUCACCUUGUCCUGUUGACACAUUCCAUGAGAAACUCGGAUGAAAAUUGGUCCCAUUGCAUUGCCCGGACUACUGUCUCCCCGGCAGAGCAGCUAGUGGCACAGCCUACUAAUGAAAAACCAAAGGUUUGUUCUCUUCCCCUGGUCACUUCUCUGCCUAUUGGAGAACAGGAUACCAGAUCGGGUCCAUCCUUGUUCUUGAACAGCCUGUCAGUCUUAAAAGACAUGCCAAUAACAGGUGAGGGAUUGCUUGCUUGUGUUGAAUAUAAACCAACAGGAGACACUAAAAAACAUGAUAAGAGAUUGGGAGAACAGAACCUGUCUAAGGACAUGAGUUUUCAGCACUCCUCAAAGAAUGGUACAAUGCCCUAUGUAAGGUUAAAACACCCUGUCCACAGUAAAUUACCAGCUCUUCUAUCAAAAUCUCAUUGCAUGGUAAUCAACUCGUUGGUGCCACAUGUGAACUCUUAUAAGGCUUGCUAUAUAUUACCUGAUUUAAAACUGGCUGCUCCAAAAAAUGGACUGUCAAAGCUACUUCAACUGGAAAUAUCUAAGUGCAAUACGAGUGAACUUCUGAAUCAACUGUCUGACACUGCCUGCCGCUUGAUGCCCCUUAGCCUCUCUACCAACAUUGUCUUAUCCCAAAGUGGUUACAGGAUAAUUAGUUCCAAGCUCAAACACCACCAGGGUCAGGCCAGUUCCACUUGUAGCUGGCCUUUACUGAAAGCUGGCAAAGUCCUGCCUCUGGUGUUGCUUGGAGAUCGUCAUCAUUCUGUUUUGUCAGAGAGUACAGCUCUGAUCCAGACUUCUCAUACUCCUUCUCUCCAUAAGCUGUUGGAUAGAGGCGCUCGUUUGACACAACUGCUUCGGACUGCUGCACAUUUCCCCAUGUUCGUUUUAAGUAAAGGCAACAUCUCUGGAGCUGGGCUCGGCACAGUGUUGGCUAUGUCCUCUCCUACCUCCUUCAGACUCUGGUUUCGCCACAGACGCCUCAGCUGCCCCUUCCCAUUCUUGUCAUCAUCUUCUGUCGAUAAAGUCAUGAGACAGAUAGUAGAGGAGAGCAGGUGUCAUCCUUUUCGACCAUUGGUUGACUACACUGGCACACCAGGUCUUGAUAAUGAUCACUGCUAUGCCCGGCGAUCCAGUCAAGAGGCUUCUCCCAGCAGGAAAAGGGCUUCAGCACGGAAGAUGUCCUCACCUCCAUCCCCAUAUCGGCUCACAAAGAUUCAUCUCACCUCAGAGAGGAACUCUGUUUACCCUGCACAGCAUAGCUCCAGUCCCAAAUGCGUGGGGUUGGAUAGGUGCUCAGUUGAACCACUGCAGAACUUUGCCAUCAUUGGUGCAAAUGUUAAGUACCCCUGCCUCCACAACCAUGGUUCCUCCAGGGAGAGCAGCCAGGUGGGGCUUUAUGAUUCAGAUUCUUCUACACAGCCAGGACAGCGGUCUAAAAGAGUUUCCCAGAUUCGCAUCCGCAAGACUGUGCCCAAAGCAGAUAACAACCUUACACCAAUGGGGCUCCCCAAACCAAAGAGAUUAAAGAAGAAAGUGUUUAGUCUGGAGGAAAUUUACACCAACAAGAAUUACAGAUCUCCAACACCAAACAGAAGCCUGGAAACAAUCUUUGAAGAACCAAAGGAGAAGAAUGGGACAUUGGUGUGUAUUGGCCAUCAGAAAAGAAAGCGUGUUUUAGACUUCCCAGAUUUCACAUUGCCACGAAAACGCAAAGCGAAGGCCAACCUGGGUUCCCUGCGCAUGAAAAUCCCUCGGGGACGGGCUCGUAGGGGUAAAAACGAAGAUGCAGACCUGGACAUCAUGCUAAUUGAACGACUUAGCGAACUGGAGGACUUCUUCUCCCGCCAAGGACUGGAGGGCUAAUGCCAGUCCUUUCAGUCUUCACAAAUCAACACAAAUGGCCUGGUGAAUUCUGAUUUUUGCUAGCAUUCAUUUUGUUUAUCACUUCAUUGAUUUUUGUCUGACAUUAAACGAGUAGUGCUUGUGCAGAUUUGUGCCAAUCCCAUUUGGGAAAAGAGAAGAUAUUAUUUCUCUGGAGAAAAGCUUCAGUGCAGCUUUUUCAGUCAUGUAUUUGAUCAAAAUGUAACCAAAAAUAAUACUGCAUCACCAGUCCUAAUACAUAUCCAUUAUUAUAGAUUCUUAUUUGAUUUCUGUGUCCCUUAUGUGAAAUAUUAGAAACAGUCAAACCAUUACUCAACAGUUUGGUCCUGCUAUAAAUGACAAAAAAAUUUUUUUUUUCUUAAUGCCAGACUUAAUCCUUAGAAAACACGACGACAAAUAUUCUUCAUUUCCAAUUGUGAAAAUAUUGCUUGUGGCUAUUAAUUACAUGAUUUCUCGGUUCAAAGACUGACAAAGAUGUAGACUCUGCAUUACUGUUGAAAGGAAGGUUACUGUGUUUCCACCAGCAACUGUGAAAUAGGGGUACUGAGCACAAGUCUGAUCCACAGUUAUAGAGCUGCGUUUGAAAGCGGGUUAUAGUCACCCAUCACACCUGAGCACUUUCCACCUCCAAUCUCACCUUGCUUUGAGCAGCAUGUCUGGCAUUUCUCCUUAUCCACAAAAUGCAUACAUAGGACAGCUUCAAUAAAAAUCAAGCCUGUUUUUCAUUCUUGAAGCAUUGAUUCAGUAGCCUACAAUAGCUUAUGCUUUGGACAGUUGGAUAAAAUUUUAAAGGGACUGAGCAGAAGGUGCUUUUCAUUGGCUUCAAUGCUACUCUGGGAUCAAUGCCAUAGCUACCUUACCACUGUCAUUACAAAAAAAAAUAUAUAUAUACACACACACACACACAUAAGCUCACCGGACAAAAAAAUGUGUCACCUGUGACUGAAAAGUACCUAAUAGCGUGUAAUACCUCCACUAGCACGAAUAACAGCUGCGAUUCGAUUUGCCAUGGACUGGACAAGUUUCUGGAUGUAGGCGACAUCAACGUUCAGCCACUCUUUCAUCAAAGAAUUGUGUGGAUCCCUUCCCUGGCAUCUUACUCGUUGUUCCAUCCACUCCCACAGAUUUUCAAGAGGAUUCAAAUUUGGGAUUUUGCAAGCCAGUCCAGAUGUGUGAAUGCUCCUGAAUGUUCAUCAUGCCAGUCAGUCACAUUUGCAGCUUUGUGAAAGCUAGAAUUUUCAUCUGGGAAUACAACGAUAGGAAUGUUGUGUUCCUUGGUAAGAUGAUGAGCAAAAGGUAAAACCUGGUUGUACAGCAGCUCAGUGUAGGCACUGUGGGUCAAAUUUACCGUCACCUCAACCAAAGGACCCGUUUCCACGUAACUAAAACACCUGCAAAACAUCACAGAGCCUCCUCCAGCUUCAACCACACCUUGCACGCAGUCCUCAUUGAAAGCUUCCAGAGUUCUAUGAUGGACACGAUGCCUCGCGUCAUUUACAUACAGGUUGAAACAAGAUUAAUCUGACCAGAUAACAUGUUUGCAGUUAUGAGCAAUCCAAUUUUUGUGUCUCUUCACCCACUGUAACCGGGCAACUUUGUGAGCAGAAGUGAGCAUGCCACUCUGCUCGAUAAUGUUCAUGGUAUGCAUUUUCAUGUGGUGUUCUUUCAGAAAUUGAUUGUGAAGGACCUGUGUCAACUUCUAGACGCAAUUCUUGCCUGGAAUCGAAGCAAUUUUUAUUCACAAGCCGUGAAACAUGAUGGCAGUCCCUGUCCAUCAGUUUCAUCUUUCGGCCACAAUACAGGAAAUUCUUGUCAGAAGACUGGGAUUUUUGCCACUGCUGGUAGUUUGACCGUAUGCUUCAGUACACCUACAAAGUCAACUGCUUCCUUAACACUUUGGCCUUUGGCACACCCAAAUGCAGUCACUUCUUUUUGACAAUCAUUAACAUCUGCUUUGCGACCCAUUUUCCACACAUCGAACGAGACAUUUACUGCACUGUACCACCUCUUCUCAAUCCAUGAAUCCUGUCGCACACCCCACAGGUAUUUGUAGCCUGACCUUCUAUGUGCAACGGAAGGUGACUAAUUUUUUGUCCAGGGAGUUUAUACAUACACACACUUAUAGCCACAUGCAGCAAUCUGCAGGUUCAAGCACAAAUUGGCACAAUGAGGCAUUCUGCCAUUCUGCCCAGUGAGGCUUAACAAAGGCGUAAUGCAGUUUGGGCAUUAUUUACAGAGAGAGGAUGAAAAAAAUGCAAUUAAGUCAGAGUUUAUCAAAAGGUCUUUAUUUGCCAUAAUUGUUGAGCGGUGGUUUUUAAACAUGAUACAUUCUUAAUUUCAUAUAUACUGACGCAUGCCAUAAUGAGGCCAUUGCACCCAUAAGGGGCCUUUUUGGCAUAGAGGAGCUAAGUGAAAGUAAGUCAGAAUUUGUCAAAAGGUCUCCAUAUAUUAUGAUUAUUGAUCCGGGUCCUUCAAAAAAGAUGUUCACAGAGUUUUGACCUUUUGACCUUAGUAUAAUAAGCUGCAGUCUUUCAAUGAAUAAGCCAAAAUACCACAGAAGGGGUCCAAUGUCUGACAUUAAAUGUAAUUGCAGAGUUAUUCAGAUCAGGGAACUGAAUCAAAUGGCACAAAUAGUUUAUCUGUAGAGUGCAUAAUUUUAUUUUUAAUAGAGUUUUUAAUGAUUUGGUGUUUUUGUGCACGAAAGUGCCCCUUAAGGCCAAUCUGGACUAACUUUGCACACCUCAUCAGAGUCUCAAUUUAUAAGCGUGUUUUCAAUUUUGAGAUAAGAAGGCCAGCUGCUGAUGAGUUAUAGCAAUUUAAGCUAGCAAUGCCAUAGCCGCAAUGAUUAAUUGAUAGAGGGAGACUAUAAUAAAUAAAAAAGUCAACAUUUUUAGCAAUUUUUACCUAAAGAGGCCACAGAGUAUUUCAAGACCAGUUUUGAAAAGUUCAGAUCAAAAUCCCGGGACUAGUUUGAAAUGUAUCAUUUUCGAACAGUUGACAAUUGCAAAAUAAUGAUGUAUUUUUUAUACACAGGUAAUUGCAAAGUUGUUUGGCACACUGAUAGGUGAUCUCAAAUCAGCUAUCUGACAGUAAGUAGAAAUUUGUAUAAAAAACACUUAAAUUUUAUGCAAAGCACCCUCUAGUGGCUCUGGUUGUUAGAAAGUGCCUACCUAGACACAGCAUUCAAGUUCCAUGAUGAUUGGGCAAAGUUAAGCCUUUUAAAUGCCUGCUGACAGCUAAUUGGCUGCUGGCAGCCAUACAUUUUGAUGUAUUAAGUCGUCAUUGAGAAAUCUCUUAUAAUUAGUCUACAAGAUGCAGCAAACAAAAUUUCAGCUUCAUCAGAUGUAUGGAUGCUGAGAAAGUUGUUUAGCAGUUACAGUACCCCCUGAGCAUGUACAUGCACCACAACUGACAGACUACAUCAGAACUGACUCUUGAAUAAACAUGUGAAGUUGCAAAAA